AUGGCGACCACACACCAUGGUCAAUCGCUGGGCGACCUGCACGACGAUGAGUCUCUCCUGGACGACGAUCUGAUCGAGGCUGACGAUGCCAUCGAGGCCGACGACCCCCUUCACGAAACUUCCGACACAGCCCCUCUCCGAGGCAACAUCGCAUCUGAUUCCGGCUCACGAGGUGGCAACACGGGCUAUGGCAACUACCUAACUUCCUCGAUCCCCGGCGAGGACCGCCGCGCGACGCAAAAUACCAUCGAUGAGACCGUAUGGGCAACGCUGUCGCGCGACUUGGUCGCCAUAUGGGAGAAGAUGCGCCUGCGUGGCGGCGGCGGUAUCAACGAUGCUGCAGAGCGAGGCGAGGCCUCAGGAUUCGGGCGGAACCUACGCGGGCUCGUAGGACGCUGGCCAGAUGCCGAUGUCGUUUUGCAGGGUGGCAUGAGCGAGGGACUGCGCGACUGGGACCUUUGGGGUCCGCUGGUCUUCUGCUUGGUUCUCAGUUUGUUUCUAUCUAUCGCAAACCGAGACCAAUCACCAAUGGUAUUCUCUGGUGUGUUCUGCCUCGUGUGGAUCGGCGAGACAGCGGUCACACUUCAGAUCAAGCUCCUCGGUGGUAAUAUUUCCUUCUUCCAGUCCGUCUGCAUCAUCGGAUAUACCCUCUUCCCACUCGUCAUUGCAGCUCUCUUGAGUGCUCUGGGCCUACCGACAAUCCCAAGAAUACCCGUUUACCUUGUUCUUGUGGCAUGGUCCUUGGCCGCCGGAGUCAGUAUCCUGGGAGGCUCAGGAGUCCUUCGAAACCGCGUUGGGAUUGCAGUGUACCCAUUGUUCGUGUUCUAUAUUGCAAUCGGGUGUCUCUGUUUUAUUAGUUAA
Molecule: messenger RNA, 861 nt
Organism: Penicillium chermesinum
Lineage: Eukaryota; Fungi; Ascomycota; Eurotiomycetes; Eurotiales; Aspergillaceae
Product: Yip1 domain protein
Exons: 5
Coding region: 1-861 (286 amino acids)
Biological process (GO): endoplasmic reticulum to Golgi vesicle-mediated transport
Cellular component (GO): membrane; trans-Golgi network
Source: RefSeq, a predicted model, not a curated record